AUGAUGCGCGCUCAACUCGCUGCCCCAGGCUUGCGCUCCAGCAUUUCCUUGGCUUCAGAUUGGUCGGAAUACGUUGGGAGAAACUGCUACCCUGGCCACGGUGCUGUGGGGCUUGCGGAGGGCUAUGAGCUCCAAGGAAGUUUUGCAGUGGAGGCAUGCAAAGCUGAGUGUGAGAAGGUCUCCACUUGUGCUGGCAUUGUGAUUGCACAGCAACAUGUCAUGGGACAAGGACCUUGCUGGCGUUUGGCUUCCUUGACCGAAUCGGUGCGCGAUCGCAGCGAUCGAAUGCUUGUCAAAUACGCCCUACAACACCUGGCAGAGAGGGGGAGUGUCAGGAUUGUAGAGAAACCUCUGCAAGUCAACCAGGCGGUCUUAGGGGAAUUUGGGGCUUUUGAGUCAGACGAGUUUGGCACGAGCAGUUUCCAAAGCCAGGGCAGCGAGGGUUUGUUUCUGGCUGGUCCACAACACCAAGGGUGCGCAUCCGUGGGGAAAUUCAAAUGGAUGCUGCAGGAUCCCUUGAGUCUGAUAGGAGCGGACAGCUCUGAUAGCGAAGGUGAGGAUGGACAAGGAAAUGCCAAGAAAGCUCGCUUGGAGCCGAAUGAAACUCAAGGCCAUGUGUCCUUUGCCGACCUGCAACAUGCUGGGUAUCAACCGGUGGAGCUACUGGAGACUGAGAGGGCAGAAACAAGAGUUGAUUGUCCUCUUCAGAGCCAAUGCCAGUUCCAGUACUUGCGUGAUGUGGCAGGGCAGGAGGAGCGAAAGCCAUGCACCGAGGGCUCGAGCGCUCCUUCAGCCGCUGAGACCGAAAUUCCCACGGACCCGGAGCCCAAAGAUCCGCCGGCGCCUGAACCAAUUCCUCAAGCACCAGCAGUGAAGUUGCGUCAGGACAGCCGUGCGCCAAUUCCUUCUGCCUUGGAAACUUUCAAGGAUGCUUCGAUGGUAUUGCACAGUAAGCUCAUGGAGCCCUUGCUGGAGAUGGGCUUUGAGAAGCCAACGCCCAUCCAAGCCUUCUCGAUGCCGAUCAUUGCUGCUGGAAGGGACCUUAUAGGAAUCUCUGCCACUGGCAGUGGGAAGACCUUGGCAUAUCUACUGCCCUGCUUUAGUCGGCUAUUGCGUGCCACUGGGCCAACCAGGGGUAGGCAGUGGCCAUGGAUGCUGAUCUUGGGGCCUACACGAGAGCUGGUGGCACAGAUACAAAAAUCCUCUGAACGUUUUUGCCGCGCGGGGGACGCAUUGGAGCUGGAAGUGAUCUAUGGAGGUGGCUCCAAACAGCAGCAGCUUGCAGGGCUGCGCAAGAAGCCGACCAUCCUGGCCGCCACGCCUGGGAGGUUGCUGGAAUUCUUGGAGGAAGACCCUCCAGUGCUGACCUUGACCCAGCUGCGGGCGCUGGUGUUGGAUGAAGCGGAUCGGCUGCUGGGCGAAGGCUUCGAAGCCCAGGUGCGACUGAUCUUGGCGCAGGCCGCAUCGCCGUCACGGCAGACGUUGCUCUUCUCGGCCACGUGGCCGGUAGCGGUGCAGAGCUUCUCCUCGGAGGUGCUGAAGGACCCGGUGGAGGUUCGCGUUGGGGCCAUGGGAUCUUUGAGCGCCAAUCCAAACGUGGCGCAGGAUGUCAUGAUUUUGCGAGACGAUGGAGAGAAACCUUCAGCUUUGGCGGCCCUGUUGCGCGGGCGACGUUCGGUUCGAGCCAUCGUCUUCGUGGCCACGAAGAGGGGCUGCCAACAGCUGGAACGAAGCCUCAGAGGCCGCCUGCCGCUGUCUGUCGAUGCCAUCCAUGGAGAUCGCAGUCAACGGGACCGCGAGGCGGCUCUGCAACACUUCCGCUCUGGAGCCAUCCAGGUGCUGCUUGCAACCGAUGUGGCGGGUCGUGGCAUCGAUGUGAAGGACGUGAAUCUGGUGGUGAACUACGACAUGCCGCGCUCGGCGGAAGAUUAUGUGCAUCGCAUUGGGCGCACAGGGCGCAACAACAAAGGUGUGGCCGUGUCCAUCCUGACCGACAAUGACCAAGAUGCCAUGUCCUUGAUCGCCAAAGUCAUCAAAGACUCAGGCACCCGCAUGCCACCCGAGUUGGUGAAACGCCUGGGGCCCAACGGGCCACCGGCUCCACCCACUGGCCCCUCGGAGUCUGGUGGACCGGUGGAUCCGCGGAUGCAUUGGUUGGAGCCUUGGAAGGGAUUGGAUGGCAACAAGUACGACAAGGAGGACUUGAAAUCCGCAGUUGAAAGCCUGUGGUCUUGACAGUCUUGACCGGAUUCACUGCUUCGAUCUAAUCAUGUGGAAUCAUUAGGCUGUCGACUGUAUGGUGGGGACGAAUGGAUCAGAACGCCUUUCUCGGCCUGAACGAGGUGUGUUGCUUGUUACAGGACACAUUGUGCGAUGGACACACGAAACUGGGAUGCAGCCGCCAUGAGGAUGACCGGCUGAAGUGGAUUGAAGUGGCAUAUUUCUGGAUGCAGUCUGAAGUUCAGGAAGUAUACAUAGCAGAUUGGGCAGAUUGGAAAGGCAUGACAAGGCAGCCAACCUCACCAGGCUUCUUCUUCCCAAAGUGUCCACUGAGAGGCUGAAGCUGGCGAAGACGACUGGGCAAGAUGUGGCCUCCACCAGGCAGAGAUCUCAUGAAAUCCGGAUGAUCAUGGAGAAAAAUGUGGUGAUGUGAUGUGAUGUGUAUGCAGCGAUGGAAGAGGGCUGCAGUCCCAGAUUGAGUGUCUGCCAACGCUGCUCCAUGGGCAUCCUUCUCAGCAGCUCUGGCCCUUCAUCCACCAGCUUGUUUUUAAUCGCAUCUGUGAAGCGGUUCUUUCAGUAUUGCAGCCAUGGCCGUAAGAUGCCGGAACGAUGUGUUUAUAUAAAUGCUUCAAAAAAUUGACUGAAUGCUUUUCCUUUGGCAGCAGAAAGCAAA
Molecule: messenger RNA, 2893 nt
Organism: Cladocopium goreaui
Lineage: Eukaryota; Dinophyceae; Suessiales; Symbiodiniaceae
Source: the annotation of a GenBank genome assembly